Vanderwaltozyma polyspora DSM 70294 is the source of this 609-nucleotide messenger RNA. RefSeq names its product Scm3p (gene SCM3). NCBI's taxonomy places the organism in Eukaryota, Fungi, Ascomycota, Saccharomycetes, Saccharomycetales, Saccharomycetaceae. The transcript has a single exon. The record is from RefSeq and is a predicted model, not a curated record. Gene Ontology annotation, cellular component: nucleus. The coding region runs from base 1 to 609 and encodes 202 amino acids. Gene Ontology annotation, molecular function: histone binding.
AUGGUAGAGCCCAAAUCUAAAAUCAAAAAAAAUGCAGGUAAUAAAAAAAAGGUAUCAAAACAAAAGAGGAAACAAGAUACAAUCAAAAAAUUACAUGGAAUGCUGAAAAACUUGAUUAACAACAAGGAAACUGACCAAGACAAAGAUAACGAAAAGAAUGAAUCGAAAUCAUCUGAUGGUAUUAUUUACAUCAAAUCAAAGGAAAAUGUAGAUAUUCCUAAAUUAACCGAUGAAGAAAUACUAAUGAAACAUAAAAGAGCUGAUGAAAAUAUGAAGAGUACUUGGCAAAAUAUAAUUAGUAAGUACGAAAAAUUUGAAGGCCCUUCCGAUGUCAUAGAUCUGAACACUGGCGAAAUUGUAGAAGAUAAUGGCCACAUUCGUAAUUUAAAUAAUGAAGCCUUUAAAAAUUUAUCUCCUAAUACAACGCCACAGAAGAAUACCAUCUCAAAUGAGUUGAUUCAAUAUUCCUUGGAUUCGGAUUUGGAUUCGCAAGAUGAAGAAUAUGAAUUGGAAGAAUCGAAUCUAGACGAAGAAGAACAAGCUAAUGACGACGAGGACCACACUAGAUUAUACGAUGAGUAUAAGAAACCAGAAGAUGAUAAAGACUAA